CGGACCCGAAACCGGCAUAAAAGUUGGACCCGACCACAACUCCCCUACAUAUAUUUCAGAUCAAGAGAAGCACCCAGAUCUUAGUUCUGAGAUUCAGAUCAACGACACUUAAACAGCAAAUUAGCCUGAUUAGCAUGGAGAUCCCGGUACGAAGGGACGUGAUAAUGCUUCGCCGCGUCUACGGCGACGACGCCGCCACGGCAUCCGUGGUACGCAGCCUCCUCGCCCCGGUCGCGAACCAGCUCUCCGGGUCCGGGGACACCUCCGACCUCCACCGCCGCCUCGUCCUGGUCCAACUCCGCUCGUUGAAAGGCCCAGAGGACGUGCGCGCCGCGUUCGUCGGCGUCGAGGCAGUCGCGAUCUGCAUCCUCCUGAUGAGGGCGGUGGUCGUCUUCGAGACCGAAGCCGGCGCCGCGCGCGCGCUGCAGGAGCCCGCCAAGGAGGCGAUCGGGCCGUGCACGGCGGUCCCGUCCCUAGACUUGGCCGCCGGAUGCCAUUUCAUCCCCUACAAAAUAAUCGAGGUGUCGGCUCCCGCGGGGUCAUCCGGCGCGCCACCGCCGCCGCCGCCGGAGCCAAGCAUGGAGGAUCGCGCUCGGGCGUUUCAGGAGAUGUGUGAGCGGAAGCCGAUGAUCGACUACGAUGGCCCAGCUGAGUGGAAGACCUGUAGGCCUGGCAUGACGACCAUCACGCAGUUCGCGCCGUCGGUGGAUUCGUUGGUCCACGGCCCGACGCUUGGAGGCGGCGGCUAUCUGUGGAUGCACGGCAGGAUGGUCACGUACUACCAUGCGGAGGCCGGCAAGCCGUGCGGCAGCGAACUCAAUGAUGUGUCGAUACGAGUCAAGCAAGAAGAAACCCACCCAACCAAGAUACGUGUCACGCCUCUCGAACCGCUCGUUUACGUUAACCAAUUCGGGCGUGCACCUGUUUAGUGUUUGUUCGACAGCAGGAUCAAAGCAGAAUCUUCUGGUCUUUUUUUAGGGCAGAAUCUUCAGGUCCUGGUAGCCGAUGAACUUGUAAGGACGACUGGGUUAUGUUCUUGUUUAGGUUAUGAUGUUUGGGUUAUGUUGACUACAUUGUUCUUGUUUGUUUUUUAAGGGUUUGUCUAGAUCACAUCUAGAUGUGACAUAAUUAUGAACAGAAUAUCCUGCAAUGAAACAGACCCCGCAAGGCUGAACAGUAAAACAGAAUAUUCGCGAGGUUUGUUCCGCCGCUGCCCGUGUCAGCCCUUAAAUCGAAAAAACAAUCAUCCAAAUACUAAAGAACCAAUGGAAAUUGUACUUUUCCUCGAUGGACCUUAAUUUUUUGCGGUUCUCUCCCUCUAGCUUCUACAUGCUGGCACCACCCAUGGAGUAGUGUUU
This is a messenger RNA of Triticum aestivum (bread wheat), 1358 nucleotides long. RefSeq lists its product as uncharacterized. Bases 135 to 929 code for a protein of 264 amino acids. The record is from RefSeq and is a predicted model, not a curated record. The transcript is spliced from 2 exons. NCBI's taxonomy places the organism in Eukaryota, Viridiplantae, Streptophyta, Magnoliopsida, Poales, Poaceae.